Molecule: messenger RNA, 390 nt
Organism: Rosa chinensis
Lineage: Eukaryota; Viridiplantae; Streptophyta; Magnoliopsida; Rosales; Rosaceae
Exons: 1
Coding region: 1-390 (129 amino acids)
Molecular function (GO): zinc ion binding
Source: RefSeq, a predicted model, not a curated record
AUGGAGGGGAUGAGGAUGGGUUCCAUGACUAGAAUGGCUGACAGAAGGGUUGCCAGCAUAAGAUGGACUGAUAUGGUUGGCCCUCGAAUUUCAAAAAUUAUUGAGAAGAUUGGCAAAAGAACUUAUGAAUACAUAGCACACAUGUCUGGGGAGUUUUUGUACCAAGUGGCUGGAGGCAUGUAUGGGAACAAGCAUGUUGUUGAUUUGGGCAUGCAUACAUGCACAUGCUGGAUGUGGCAACUAAGUGGAAUCCCUUGUGUCCAUGCAACAUGCGCUAUAUUUGCAAAGAAUUUGGAACCUAGCAUGUUUGUGGACAAUUAUUUGUUACCCUCUACUUAUCUUGAUGUAUAUGAUCCUAACAUCUACCCCAUUGUUGAAGAUGAUGAUUAA